This is a messenger RNA of Lycium ferocissimum, 714 nucleotides long. RefSeq names its product GTPase activating protein 1-like. The record is from RefSeq and is a predicted model, not a curated record. The transcript is spliced from 3 exons. NCBI's taxonomy places the organism in Eukaryota, Viridiplantae, Streptophyta, Magnoliopsida, Solanales, Solanaceae. Bases 201 to 701 code for a protein of 166 amino acids.
GUACGCUUAUCAAUUUUUCAAACCUGCAAUUCUGUAGAACCCUGCCCAUUCCCUAGACCCUUUAAGGCUUUAACUACUCCAUAAUAUAUAAAGCUAGCUAUUUUUGAGGAACCACUAGAAUCAGCACGACAAUUUCUUUCUUUCUUUCUUUCUUAUACACUCAAAUUGUGUGUAGAAUUAAAGAUUGUAUUGAAGUUUGAAUGGAGAAUCAGUUGGGUCUUCUGAGAAUCCGUAUAAUCAGAGGCAUAAAUUUGGCCAUUAGAGAUUUAAGAAGCAGUGAUCCUUAUGUUGUUGUUAAGAUGGGCAAGCAGAAAUUGAAGACUCGAGUGGUGAAGAAAAAUGUAAAUCCCGAAUGGAAUGAAGACUUAACGCUGUGUAUUUCUGAACCUAUUCUCCCAAUCAAGCUGCAAGUUUAUGACAAGGAUACAUUUUCUCGUGAUGAUAAGAUGGGCGAUGCAGAACUUGACAUUGUACCACUUAUAGAUGUAGUAAUUACAACGCGCUGUAAGAACAUUCCUAAUGGAACUACAAUUACAAAAAUAACGCCAAGCAGGCAGAAUUGUUAUUCUGAAGGAAGCUGUAUUGUCUAUGAAAAUGGAAAGGUUGUCCAAAAUGUGUUUCUUAGGUUGCGAAAUGUCGAAUGUGGUGAAAUAGAACUCCGGUUGCAAUGGAUAGACAUUCCUGGUUCCAAGGAUCUAUAGCUAAUUCUAUUCC